Messenger RNA from Pistacia vera, 1394 nucleotides. RefSeq lists its product as uncharacterized. Lineage: Eukaryota; Viridiplantae; Streptophyta; Magnoliopsida; Sapindales; Anacardiaceae. The record is from RefSeq and is a predicted model, not a curated record. The transcript is spliced from 2 exons. The coding region runs from base 58 to 1239 and encodes 393 amino acids.
AGAUAAAACCAAAUUUCAAUCUAAAAAGCCGAUACAUCAAAGAAAUUUUGAGAAAAAAUGUACGUAACAAGACCUCUUUCCAUGUACAAAAAGUUUCCUUCAGCUCUUUCAUCGCCUCCCCCAGAAGGUCCAAAUUCUGGUAUUUUGGUGAUCCAAGAUGAAGAAGCGGAACCUACUUGUUGUUUUGGACUGUGCAAGAGCGAUGAACUCAAGGAGCUGCCUUUCCCUCAAAACAAGAACCUCAAAACUCGCCAUUCAACUUCCUCAGGUGCUGGACAGAACCGCAGCACACAAGUCUCUUACAACCGAGUUAUCUUCAUUCCUGUUCCUAAUCUCCCGCUAUCUUCCAAUAGCUACUAUGCUAUUCAACCACGAGGGAGCCAUAAAGGGGAAGCAUUCACAAACUCAAAUGAGGAGGACUUGACAACCUGCUGUUUCUGCAACUUUGUUUCAGACAGAAAACCUCAGCCUUUCCAUCUCGAUAACAUUUAUCAGCAAUUUGAGAUUUGUUACCGCGACCGGGGAGGCUUUUACGCCAAAUCAGUGGCACCGGAUGGUUAUCCACCAGAAUUCUUGAGAAGAAAGGGAUGGACAGUGGUGACAGAAACUCCCUCUAAUUUUGACCUAAAUGAAGCACCAGGCCUUGAUAAUAACCUCCGUGCCCGCCUUCCAGAUUUCAAUUUCCCAUUAUCACACAGGAGUUCUAAACCCGUGGUGGUGGGAAAAUGGUAUUGUCCUUUCAUGUUUAUCAAAGAAGGAACACCGAAACAGCAGAUAAACAGUUCAAUGUAUUAUGAGAUGACACUUGAGCAAAGAUGGGAACAAGUGUUUGCUUGUGAAAAUAAUCAUAACGAGGACAAUGUUGCGGUUGUAGAUGCUGAAGUUCAAACAGUAGUGGUGUCAUAUGGUGGGGUUGAGGUUAUGCCUGAUGAGAAUAAUGUGGUAGAUGGGGUGAUGCGGUUCAGGAGUUCCAGCAAUGAGGGAGGAGAAAUAAGUGUGGGGUUGAGUACUCUAAUCACUGAGAGACUGAAGUGGGAGCAAGAAAGAUUUGGGUGGGUUGGAGGGAACAGGAGGCAAAUUAGAGUGAAUAGAGUAGAGCAGUUUGACGGAGUUGGUGACUGGAGGAAAUUUGGUAGCUAUGUGUUGGUUGAGAGGUAUGCAUUGAAAAGAAUGGAUGGUACCUUGGUGUUAACUUAUGAUUUCAAGCACAUUCAUCAGAUUAGGAGCAAAUGGGAAUGAGAUUUUGAGCCUUUUGUUAUACAUAAGUUAUACUUUGUCCAUUUUUAAUGUGUAUAAAAUAUGUUCUAUAUGGGUGUCUAAGACUUCAUUGUUUUAUUCAAUUCAUAGCUUUGAUUGUAAUAAGAGUUCAGUUCAAUGAAUGAAAAGUUUAUUUA